Chroicocephalus ridibundus (black-headed gull) is the source of this 1888-nucleotide messenger RNA. It is a transcript of the gene EEF1AKMT1, whose product is annotated as EEF1A lysine methyltransferase 1. Lineage: Eukaryota; Metazoa; Chordata; Aves; Charadriiformes; Laridae. The transcript has 6 exons. Bases 25 to 786 code for a protein of 253 amino acids. Gene Ontology annotation, molecular function: nucleic acid binding; protein-lysine N-methyltransferase activity. Gene Ontology annotation, biological process: methylation. The record is from RefSeq and is a predicted model, not a curated record.
CCGCCCGCGGGGCCGGCCCAGCCAAUGGGCGCUGGGGUGGGGCGGGGGAGGUCCGCGUGCGCGGAGGGAUCUGGCGUCCGGAUUUGGUUGUAUGAAAUUAGAAUUUUCAUACAUGACGGCUGGAAACUGGUGUUAAACAGAAAAAUGGAUGAUGAUGAUGAUGACAUUCCCCAGCUUUCAUCCCAUACGUUGGCUGCCCUCCAGGAGUUCUAUUUGGAACAGCAGCAGAGAGAGGGCAUGAAGACCUCCCAAGGGUUUAAUCAAUAUUCCGUUGGCUCAAUAGAAGAAGACUGGCAACUGAGCCAGUUUUGGUACAGUGAUGAAACUGCAUCAUGCCUGGCUAAUGAAGCGGUUGUGGCAGCUGGAAAAGGUGGCAGGAUAGCAUGUGUUAGUGCUCCAAGUGUGUACCAGAAACUGAAAGAACAGGAUGGUAAAGAUUUUUCAGUGUGUAUACUGGAGUACGACAGAAGGUUUUCUGUAUAUGGAGAAGAAUUUAUCUUCUAUGAUUACAACCACCCUUUGAACUUACCUGAAAAUCUCCUGCCACACAGUUUUGAUAUCGUAAUAGCAGAUCCACCCUAUCUGUCUGAGGAGUGUCUUCAAAAAACUGCAGAGACCAUCAAAUACUUAACAAAAGGAAAGAUUCUGCUUUGCACAGGUGCAAUCAUGGAGGAGCAUGCAGCAAAGCAUCUUGGUGUGAAGAUAUGCAGGUUUAUUCCAAAACACUCACGAAAUUUAGCCAAUGAAUUUCGUUGUUACGUGAACUAUGCUUCUGGACUGGAUUGAUUCUCAUAAGAGCUACAACUUUUUCAGUCAAGCUCCUUUCUGGUUUUUAGCCGUGACUCCACAUUUCUCAAUGCUGAAAUACUCAGCCCCAAGUACUGUUUUCUGGGCUAGCUUUAAUCAACGCAGUGCGACAGCCUCUGUCUUUUAAAGGUCUACGCAUUUGCAGUUACUGUGUUUUUUAUCUGACCUAUGAGGUAAAUGGGGACCAAACAAUGCAGGUGCUGGAUAAUGGGAACUUCUCUGUUACAGAGUUUCAUUCUAACUGUUAUUUUUUUACCAUUCAAGGACUCUUCCCUGAUCUUUUUGAAGUGAUUUUAGCUGGUUGGCUUAUAACAACACAUAGGUGCUUGCCUCACAGACAUCAGAAUUGUCAUUGCAUCACAACUGAUGAAUUGAUAGCUAGUGGAUGGUUGAAAGAGCAUGAAUAGUGGUCUCUUUUCAAUCUUGAGAGAUGCUCCCACAGUAAAAGGACUGAGAGAUGUUUGUUCUGAAAGUGUUGUGUUUUCACGUUCAUAAUCCAGUAGACUGAUGUUUUUAUAAAGGAUAACUAGAAGAGAAAAUAGGUCUCCUUCUGGGGAGGCCUCUGCAGUUGCUUUUAAUAAUAAUCAGAACUAUCUACCAGCUGCCAAGUAAGAUAAGACUUGCUAUCCACUCUUGUUGCCAGACUGGCUUUUUAAAAACUUGUGGUUAUUGUUUCACCUUUUCUCUGAAGCCUUGUCACAAACCCAGACUUUCUUUCUGUAAAAGAUGAGAUCUAUUUUGUCAUCACUUACCACCAUAUAAACUCGUGUAUGUAUGCUGUACUAAAGUAACACAGGUUGUUAAACAUCUCUUUGCAGAAGUACAGUGCAUUUAUUUUGUGAUGGUUAUGUGUUAGCGCAGCAGAAAAUCACGAGCUUUUUAAAAACCACUCAGCUAGGCUCUUGUAUUUACUAGUUAAGCUAAUCUCCAGAGGUGCUAUAAACCUGAUGUCUCCUUGAAAAAAGCACAAUAAGGAUUUCCCCAUUAGAGAGACCUUUACUUUCAUUAAGAAUCCUGUACAUUAGAGAGGCCAAAUCACCUGAAAUACAAAGUAAUUACUGAAUAAAUAUGUAACACAUCA